CCGGAUUUUAAACAAUCUCUUGCCCCCGAGAUCCGGCAUCAUGGUCGCAGGCCCUUCUUUUUUCCGUUUCCCGCUCUCGGUUCCUGAUCGACACUACCUCCUUCCUGGGCCGGCCACUCCUUGAUUGACCUACAUUUGCAAUUCACCCUCCACUUGCCUCUCGAAAAUAGGAGUAUAUGCGAUAACGGGGCUACACAAUUUGACGAUGCUGGGUAAACUCAAAUCCAAAUCGGUCAAAGACGACGACGCCUCCUUACGCAACAACCAUGACCCCGACGCCACCACCACGGAAGUCGCCACGGGUUCCGACUCGGACGACUUCCGCGCCAUUGACCCCCAUAGCGGCGUCAAGCGCGGGCUCAAGACGCGCCACCUGUCCAUGAUGGCCCUAGCCGGCAUCAUCGGACCGGGCCUGCUCAUCGGCUCCGGCGGCGCCCUCUCGUCUGGCGGUCCAGCCUCGCUGUUGAUUGGCUUUGGUGUCAUCGGCAUCAUCGCCUUCUCUAUCAUGCAGAGCUUGGGCGAGCUGACGACGCUGUACCCGACGGGCGGUGCCUUUACCGCGCUAAGUGACCGCUUCGUGGACAAGGCUUUUGGCGUGGCGGUUGGGUGGAAUUAUUACGUUGUGUGGUUCUGCGUGCUGGCCAACGAGUACAACGUAAUUUCGAGCAUCAUGGUUUUUUGGAGCGACAAGGUGCCCAUUUGGGGGUAUUUUCUCAUCUUUUGGUUUGCCUUCUUGGCUUUUCAGUUGCUCGGUGUUGAGACCUUCGGAGAGGCUGAGUUCUGGCUGGCACUGGUCAAGAUCAUUGGCUUGAUUGCCUACUUCUUCUUCAGCAUCAUCUACGCGUCCGGCGGUGUCAAAGGGGCCGAUGCCAUUGGCUUCCGGUAUUGGCACGACCCCGGGGCCUUUACAAACGGCUUCAAGGGCGUCGCUUCAGUCUUCGUCUUCUGCAGCACCUUCUAUGCCGGCGUCGAGUCCGUGGCCGUGGCCGCCACCGAGACGAGGAAUCCCCGCCACGCCGUCCCGCUGGCCAUUCGCCAAGUCUUCAUUCGUAUCAUCGUUGUCUACAUGGGGAGCGCCUUUUUCUUUGGCCUUACUUGCCCUGCUAAUGCCAAGGGCCUUGUCGGGGACUCGAGCCGCGUCCUCCGCAGUCCCAUGACCAUCGCCAUCCAAAACGCCGGUUGGGAGGGCGGAGUCCACCUCAUCAACGCCUUCAUCUUCGUCACCUGCCUCAGCGCCGUCAACAGCUCCAUCUACAUCGGCAGCCGAACGCUCCUGUACAUGGCCCAAGACGGCAAGGCGCCGAGGUUCCUAGGGUGGACCGACAAGCGCGGCGUGCCGAUCCCGGCCAUACUCUUCACGAAUCUCUGCGGCGCCCUCAGCAUGAUGAAUGUCAGCACAGGCGCCAGCAAGGCGUACGGCUACAUUGUCAACCUGAGCGGCGUGUCCACCUUCCUCGUCUGGGGCGCCAUCAGCCUGACGCACAUCCGCUUCCGGUCUGCGUGGAAGGCCCAGGGCCAUGCCGAGAGCGAGCUGCCGUUUGUGUCGCUGUGGUAUCCGUACAACGCCUACUUUGGCUUGGGCGCGAAUAUCUUCCUGGCGCUUAUUCAGGGGUGGUCGACGUUUGCACCGUUUGACGCCGGCUUGUUUGUCGAUGCCUACAUUUUGCUGCCGCUUUUUGGCGUCAUUUAUGUGGUGUACAAGCUUGUCUUCAAGACAAAGUUGUGGCGGGCUCAUGAGAUUGAUCUGCAGUCCGGGAGGCGGAGAGAUCUGGACGAGGCGAAGCGGAGGGAGGCUGGAGAGGGGCAUCGGUCGAAAUGGUGGAACAAGAUAUUCAGGGGAAUAUGAUGAUGAGGAUGUGGCUUGCAAUCUUCCAGUAUGUUAGGCUAGAUACCCGCUGCGGAAACUUUUGGAAAGUAAGCAAGGUGUUUUGGGGAGUACGCUUCUAAGAUUUGAAGCUCAACUCAUAGGCUCAUCCUAAAUUCAGACUAAGCACGGAGUAAACCUCCCGGCUCAGGCUGAGUUGAGAGCCCCUGACUACGGGCCUGUCAUCUAUCCUCUUGAUAUCACGCCUGAGUUCGUCAAUCACCUGUCGCAGAGGUUAGCUUAACAGUAUCG
Molecule: messenger RNA, 2116 nt
Organism: Parathielavia appendiculata
Lineage: Eukaryota; Fungi; Ascomycota; Sordariomycetes; Sordariales; Chaetomiaceae
Exons: 3
Coding region: 206-1846 (546 amino acids)
Biological process (GO): amino acid transmembrane transport
Cellular component (GO): membrane
Molecular function (GO): amino acid transmembrane transporter activity
Source: RefSeq, a predicted model, not a curated record